This is a messenger RNA of Penicillium subrubescens, 1432 nucleotides long. RefSeq names its product putative O-methyltransferase. The record is from RefSeq and is a predicted model, not a curated record. Lineage: Eukaryota; Fungi; Ascomycota; Eurotiomycetes; Eurotiales; Aspergillaceae. Bases 269 to 1432 code for a protein of 387 amino acids. Gene Ontology annotation, molecular function: O-methyltransferase activity. The transcript is spliced from 5 exons.
AGCAUACUAGAAUUAAAAAUGCAACAGUCUUGAACUGGGCAUAAUAAAUAUUUGCAUUCAUAUUAGUCGCUUUGGGCUACAUACCACCAUCGGUCUCAAUCUACAUAAGACACCUUUCAAGGCUCGGCAUACACACCAGGCUAGACUAUCGACGUUCCAGUCAAAGUAACUGGGCACCGCAACAACUACUUCGUGUACCGUUCAGGACUUCCGUCCCAUUUCCAAGACUUGCUCUUAGUUCCCCAUUAGGGGGUUUUCGGCGUCAAUCAUGUCUUUACUCAACCGUCUGGCCAGCCUCACGCCCGCGGUGCCACCAGGAGCGGCACUGGCAGGUACCGUUACGAUACCAGCAUCAUUAGGAUUUGUCCCCGUUGCCGUACACUUUGAUCUCUUUGGGGCAUUGGUUCGUCAUGGAGGCCCAGCAAGUGCAGAGGAUAUCGCCCGGACAAUCAACAAAGCCAUUCAGACAGAAGGAGAAAACAAACCAGAGAUCUCGGUCCUUCUUGCAGCCGAUACGCUCUACAUCAUGGCUGGUCUCGGGCUGGUUGAACGUGUGGACGAAGACCGCUUCGUGGCCAAUGCUAUUACUCGCCACAUGGUCGAUAUGCCAUCGGCGCAGCAUGGCGCCGUACACUUUUGCACCGAAGGAAUGAUGGCGGGCGCAUUUUUGAUGAAGAAACUCCAGGAUACCAACUUUGCCUACCCCUUUGCUGAAUGCGACGGGCCCUUUCAGUACGCGUAUCAAUUGAUGGGCCAAGAGGAGCUCGCCAAGCAACAUACGUACUCCAUCAUGGAGGCCCAAGGCCGUAUGGACAGCUUUAAUCAGUUCAUGGUGGGCAAGUUUCUCAAAUUCGGGACCUUUCCCGAACGCGUGGCAGCCGCAGGCUACGAUCUGGGAGCCACACUAGGCGUUGAUGCUGAAAGUUUCAGUUCCAGCUCUGCUCUCCGCGACGACGAAGUCGCCAUGGUCGACAUUGGCGGUGGUCGCGGCGAACUCCUCCUCGAAGUCCAAGCCCAUUACCCAAGCCUCCAAGCAUCACAACUAAUUGUGCAAGAAUUCAACGCAGCCAUCAAUGACGUCCCCGGUGUACGGCUGAUGGAGUGGAACUACAAGAUCUCUUCGGAACAGCCGAUCCGGGGUGCGCGGGUAUACAGCCUCCAGCAUAUCUUACACAACCUGCCAGACCUGGAUGCCGUGGCGUUGGUGCAGAAAUUGGCGCGAGCUAUGGGUCCGGAAUCACGGCUGCUGAUUAUUGAGUACGCGAAGAACCUGACCUAUACGAAUUUGCACUCGAGUAUGAUUGCGUUGUAUGGGGGCCGUGAGCGCAGUUCAGCGGAGUGGCGGAAGUUGGCGGGGGUUUGUGGAUUGAGGGUGAGUUUUGAGAAGUAUGAGAUUGCGGGAGAGUCGCUGGUGGAGAUGCGAUUGGCGUAG